Molecule: messenger RNA, 2602 nt
Organism: Prunus mume (Japanese apricot)
Lineage: Eukaryota; Viridiplantae; Streptophyta; Magnoliopsida; Rosales; Rosaceae
Product: ERD (early-responsive to dehydration stress) family protein
Cellular component (GO): plasma membrane
Molecular function (GO): calcium-activated cation channel activity
Source: RefSeq, a predicted model, not a curated record
AUGGCUACAUUGAAUGAUAUAGCAGUUGCAGCAGCUAUCAAUAUUCUCACUGCAUGUGCUUUCUUUGUGGCAUUUGCCAUACUUCGUAUUCAACCCGUCAAUGAUAGGGUCUACUUUCCGAAAUGGUAUAUUAAAGGGUUAAGGAGCAGUCCAUCGAGUGGAGGAGCACUUGUAAGCAAGUUUGUGAAUCUGGACUUCAGGUCAUAUGUCAGAUUCCUGAAUUGGAUGCCUGCUGCAUUACAAAUGCCAGAACCUGAGCUAAUUGACCAUGCAGGGUUGGACUCUGCUGCUUACUUGAGGAUUUACUUGAUAGGGCUAAAAAUAUUUGUUCCCAUCGCAUUCAUAGCAUUUGCAGUCAUGGUCCCGGUCAAUUGGACCAAUAGCACCCUAAAGAAUUCAAAUGUAGUUUUCAGCAACAUAGAUGAGCUCUCUAUUUCAAACGUUCCUGUUGGAUCAAGUAGAUUUUGGACUCAUUUAGUAAUGGCUUAUGCUUUUACAUUGUGGACAUGCUAUGUAUUGAAAAGGGAGUAUGAGAAGGUUGCAUCAAUGAGGUUGCAUUUUCUUGCAUCAGACCAGAGGCGCGCUGAUCAGUUCACAGUACUGGUUAGAAACGUGCCACCAGAUCCUGAUGAAACAGUUAGUCAGCUUGUGGAACAUUUUUUUCUGGUCAACCAUCCAGACCACUAUCUCACUCAUCAGGUUGUUUACAAUGCAAACAAACUUUCUAAAUUAGUCAAUGAGAAGAAGAAGUUACAGAAUUGGCUUGACUACUAUCAACUUAAAUUGUCUAGAAAUCCAUCCAAAAGACCAUCUAAGAAGACUGGAUUUCUUGGUCUUUGGGGUAAUCGGGUGGAUGCUAUUGAUUUCUAUACAUCUGAGAUUGAGAGGCUAUUAAAAGAAAUAUCUUCAGAGAGAGAUACGAUUACAAGCAACCCUAAAUCUAUCAUGCCAGCAGCAUUUGUGUCCUUCAGAACUCGAUGGAAUGCUGCUGUUUGUGCACAAACUCAACAAUCCAGAAACCCAACUCUAUGGUUGACUGAGUGGGCUCCGGAACCCCGUGAUAUUUGUUGGGAUAACCUGGCAAUCCCCUAUGUUUCAUUGACAAUCAGGAGGCUUGUAGUUGCCGUUGCUUUCUUCUUCCUCACCUUCUUUUUUAUGAUACCCAUUGCAUUUGUACAAUCCCUUGCAAACAUUGAGGGUAUUGAGAAAGCAGUCCCCUUUCUAAAGCCCGUUAUUGAAGUGAAAUUUAUAAAAUCAUUUAUCCAAGGUUUCCUACCUGGAAUUGCUUUGAAGAUUUUUCUCAUAUUCCUUCCUACUAUUUUGAUGAUAAUGUCCAAAUUUGAAGGAUUUAAUAGCAUAUCAGCUCUAGAGAGGAGAUCGGCUACUAGAUAUUAUAUUUUCCAAUUUGUCAACGUAUUUCUUGGGAGCAUAAUCACUGGAACUGCGUUUCAACAACUAGAUAAAUUCAUCCACCAAUCUGCUAAUGAGAUCCCAAAGACAAUUGGUGUUUCAAUUCCAAUGAAGGCAACUUUCUUUAUAACUUAUAUAAUGGUCGAUGGGUGGGCCGGAGUUGCUGGGGAGAUUCUAAGGUUGAAACCUUUGAUUAUUUAUCACUUGAAAAAUUUCUUCUUGGUGAAGACUGAAAAGGAUAGGGAAGACGCCAUGGAUCCAGGAACCCUUGGUUUCAACACCGGUGAACCUCAAAUACAACUCUAUUUCUUACUUGGCCUUGUUUAUGCUGUGGUGUCGCCAAUCCUACUUCCAUUCAUAAUAGUAUUCUUUGGCCUGGCAUAUGUUGUUUAUCGUCAUCAGAUUAUAAAUGUCUAUAAUCAAGAGUACGAAAGCGCUGCAGCAUUCUGGCCUGAUGUCCAUGGGCGCAUCAUAACGGCACUUAUCAUCUCACAACUGCUACUGAUGGGGUUGUUAAGCACUAAAGAAGCUGCUCAGUCAACGCCACUGCUUAUCACACUCCCAGUGUUGACCAUAUGGUUCCAUAGAUUUUGCAAAGGCUGUUACGAACCUGCCUUCAUCAGAUAUCCAUUACAGGAAGCAAUGAUGAAAGAUACAUUAGAACGUGCAACAGAGCCAAAUCUGAACUUGAAAAGCUUCCUUCAAAAUGCAUACAUCCACCCAGUUUUCAAGGGUGAAGAUGACGGUGAGAAUGAAACAGCCGCCGAAGAAUGCGAGAAGGAGCCCGCAGUUGUGCCAACGAAACGCCAGUCUCGAAGGAAUACACCAUUGCCCAGCAAAUAUAGUGGUUCUUCAUCAUCAUCCCUACCCGAUGACACUCAGAAGAUGCUCCGGCCUUAAGAGUCUGUACUACUCUUUGUUUUCUGUACAUUUUUGGCUUAGGAGGUUGACAUUUCUGAAGUUCAAGGGCAUUGUAAAUGGAAAAAGGAAUUGUAGAGAGAGAGAAAGUGCUAUAAGAUGUUUCACUGUGUGGAGCAAAACAAAUAGGUAUAUGAUUCUUGGAAGAUUUUGUAGUUGCUGCAAUUAGGAGAUUUGUUUUCUUGUUCUUAUGGAGAACAAUUUCUUAUUAGGUCCAUGUACUUUUACACUUUGUCCUUUUUGCAUGGUGAGUAGAAUUUCUUGGUCAUGCAAA